AUGGCAGUUAUGGUGUUUAUACACGGUGGUGCAUUCAACAACGGAUCUGCAUCAUCUGAUUUUUACUCUCCUGAAUAUUUGAUUGAUGAAAAUGUAAUCAUAGUCACAAUCAACUAUCGUUUGAAUGCUCUUGGAUUUCUCAACUUUGAUAUUGACGAAUGUCCUGGCAAUAUGGGUUUAAAAGAUCAGCUGUUUGCAAUUAAAUGGGUAAAAGCUAAUAUCAAUGCGUUUGGAGGUGAUGCUCAAAACAUAACAAUUUUUGGAGAGAGUGCAGGAUCAGCAUCGGUUCAUUGUCACAUGUUGUCUCCACAAUCCACAGGACUAUUUCAAAAGGCAAUCAUGCAAAGUGGAUGUUUGUUUAAUUCAUGGGCAUUCACUGAAAAACACAGAGAAGCAGCUUUCAAGUUGGCCAAAAAUUUAGGUUGUGUAAAAGAUGAUCCUAAAGAAGUUGUUCAAUUCUUGCUCAGUGUUCCAGCCAUUGACAUCGUCAAAUUAACUAAAAUCGAGGGCAAGACUGAUUUUCAAGAUUAUGAGUUUCUUCCGUCUGUUGAAAGUGAAGCGGUUAGUGACAAAUUUUUACCUGCUCAUCCUGAAAUUUUAGUCAAAACUGCACCAACAGUACCUGUAAUAACUGGAAUCAACAACAUGGAAGGAUUGAUAGCUUUUGGAGAGCAUAAAAUGAGGAAAAUUCUUAAUGACACCAAAGAAAUUAAUGAAUUAUUUCAAAGGAAGUAUAGUAAAGAGAUCAUUAACAAAGUAAAGAACUUUUACUUCAACGAAUGUAACAUGGAAUUCGGAACAACUAGAUUGGAAAAUAUAUGUCAUCUCUACAGUGAUUUAUAUUUUUCUAAAGAUUUUCAUCGAGGUUAUGAUUAUAUUCUCAAACAAAACAUCUCACCUGUUUACAGUUAUGAGUUUAAAUUUGACGGAGAAAUCAAUAUUUGCAAAACCAUUCUGUUUUACUUAAGGCCAACUUUUCAACCGUUAAAAGGUGCAUGUCACGCUGACGAAUUGAGUUAUUUGUUUCAUGGACGAUUGUUUGGGUUUGCACCCAAGGCCAAUUCACCAGAGUUAAGAAUGUGUAGAACAAUGAGUAAAUUGUGGACCAAUUUUGCUAAAACUGGAAAUCCGAAUUCACAAGAUUUAAGUUUUGAAUGGAAAAAUACGAGUGCAGAAGAACCGAAAUAUUUGUCUUUAGAUGGAGACAAUACACGCAUGGUUAGUGGAUUAUUGAACAGUUCCAGGGUGUGUUUUUGGGAAAACAUCAGAAACAGCUAG
This is a messenger RNA of Macrosiphum euphorbiae (potato aphid), 1278 nucleotides long. The record is from the annotation of a GenBank genome assembly. NCBI's taxonomy places the organism in Eukaryota, Metazoa, Arthropoda, Insecta, Hemiptera, Aphididae.